GCCAUCGCUGGUCCUGGAUUUUCGAUUUAUUCGCUCGUAUAGUCAUUCACCAUGAGUCAUGGAAUCCCCCGCUACAGCGCCAAAGAAGAGCGGUCCGAGGAAGCAUACCAGCAGGAACUUCGGAAAAUUGAGAGUUACCAGGAACUCGAUCAAUUAGUUCGCGCCAAGAUUGCAGAGCGUCAGUAUACACCUGAAACGCUAGAGAAAAUAUCCGAAUUACUGGGCAGAAACCCGGAGUACUACACCGUGUGGAACUAUCGACGCCAGGUUCUGCGCCAUGAGUUCUCACGAGCACUGUCAGAUGACUCGGAAGAUUCUCCGGCGGCCGAUCAGAUUACUGCCUGGAUGAAAAAAGAUUUGCAGUUCUUGAUUCCGCUUUUACGCAGCUUUCCUAAGUGCUAUUGGAUCUGGAACUACCGGCUAUGGCUGCUUGACGAAGCAAAGCGCCUGCUUCCGCUCCCUGUCGCCCGCAGGAUAUGGGAAGAGGAGCUUGCGCUCGCCGGGAAAAUGCUGAGUUUGGAUAGCCGAAACUUCCAUGGUUGGGGUUACCGGCACUUCGUCGUGCAAACGUUAGAGCACCUGACGUCAAAAGAGACGGGCAAAGAUAGCAUGGCGCAGACGGAAUUCGAGUAUGCAAAGAAGAUGGUGGGCGCAAAUCUGUCAAAUUUCUCUGCAUGGCAUUAUCGCACGAAGCUCAUCCAACGGCUCUUGGACGAGCAAUCCGCCAGCGACGAGGAACGAAGAAAGAUACUAGACGAAGAGCUUGCACUGAUCCAUCGCGCCCUUUGUGACCCGUACGACCAGUCACUCUGGUUUUACCACCAAAAUCUGAUGUGCACUUUCGACCCUGCAGUCGCGGGGCAGACGAUGGCCCCCCAUCUGAGUGAUUCCGAGCGGCUGGAGUAUCUCCGACGAGAGAUGGACGAGGUCGAAGAGAUGCUGGACGGCGCCGAGGACUGCAAGUACAUUUACCAGGCGCUGAUCGACUGUACGGUGUUGGCGUCAAAGGUGGAAGGCAGCAUGAGCAGCGAUGACCGACAGAAAGUCCGGGGCUGGGUCUCCGAACUGAAGCAGCUGGACCCGCUGCGACAGGGACGAUGGCUAGAUUUCGAACGAUCGCUGUGCAGCUGAGGGUCAUCCCUUACCUCGAUGCAUGUAGGAUGUAGGCAAUGAUGAGCUGGGUCUACGCCAUCUACUUAUAGAAAUCCACGCCGACGACGGUGAUGCGCAUGACGAAGAGUCUGAUGAAUAAUUGCCUUUCAAUAGUUAGACCCGCCCAGCGAGUCCGUGUGUGUCCAGGGAUCUGCUGCAGGAAUGAGGGAAGGGGGAAUUCGGAAGUGUUUCAGAACAACAAGUGGCCACAGCGCCGAACAAUUGGCAUUUGGACGGAGGAUCCCUGGGACGAGAAAAAUCGGCAGAAAGAACGAAAGAUCAGGAACGCUCCACUGCGCUGAGUAGAC
Aspergillus steynii IBT 23096 is the source of this 1460-nucleotide messenger RNA. Its product is annotated as Rab geranylgeranyltransferase BET4. Gene Ontology annotation, molecular function: Rab geranylgeranyltransferase activity. NCBI's taxonomy places the organism in Eukaryota, Fungi, Ascomycota, Eurotiomycetes, Eurotiales, Aspergillaceae. The coding region runs from base 52 to 1131 and encodes 359 amino acids. Gene Ontology annotation, biological process: protein geranylgeranylation. The record is from RefSeq and is a predicted model, not a curated record. The transcript is spliced from 4 exons. Gene Ontology annotation, cellular component: Rab-protein geranylgeranyltransferase complex; cytoplasm.